This is a messenger RNA of Anopheles merus, 1588 nucleotides long. It is a transcript of the gene Dph2, whose product is annotated as 2-(3-amino-3-carboxypropyl)histidine synthase subunit 2. The coding region runs from base 44 to 1483 and encodes 479 amino acids. The record is from RefSeq and is a predicted model, not a curated record. Gene Ontology annotation, biological process: protein histidyl modification to diphthamide. Gene Ontology annotation, molecular function: 2-(3-amino-3-carboxypropyl)histidine synthase activity. The transcript has 2 exons. Lineage: Eukaryota; Metazoa; Arthropoda; Insecta; Diptera; Culicidae.
AUCAAAACAAUCUUAAUAAAAGCUUUAGCUAGCACACGGCGCGAUGAGUUCUGCAUUUAGUUCCGGCGAUAGCAUUGUGCAAAAUCAAGUUCCUGCCACGGCCAACGACCGACUAGGCCUGGCCGACAUCUGGAAUGCUGAGCAAAGGGAUCGCUGCCUUCGCUGGAUACAGAAACACAACCUGAAACGGGUUGCGCUACAGCUGCCGGACAGUGCGCUGCACCAUAGUGUACAGAUCGUGAGCGAGCUGCGGGAUGUUGCCGGCGACUCCGAGCUGGCCCUGUUCGUGCUCGCCGAUACCUCGUACGGCAGCUGCUGCGUGGACGAGAUUGCCGCGGCCCACGCAAACGCGGACGGCAUCGUGCACUUUGGGCACGCGUGUCUCAGCAAGGUCGCACGCAUUCCGGUGCUGUACGUGUUUCUGCAGCUCACAUUCGACGAGGAGCAUCUGCUCGCAGCCCUUUCGCAAGAGCUGCCCGACUGUACCGUGGCGCUGCGCUGCUUUUACGAAGUGGCGUACGCGAAUGCCGUGGCCAGGUUCCGGGCCGCGCUUCUGGCACGGUAUCCGAACGCGACGGUCGCCACCGUUGCCGAGCCGGACCAACAGGCGGACGUACUCUGCUGGAAGCUGGACGAGGGAGCGCGUCCUCCGAACAGCGAACGGCCAGUCCUGUACAUUGGGCGCGAUAAUUUAAGCUUCUUCAACACGGCGGUUGCCCUCGAGACGUCCCAGUGCUAUUUGUACGAUACGAGCCGGCCCGAUCGGCAGCUCGUGCGCACCGAUGCGGUCGGUGCGAAGUGGCUGCGGCGCCGGUACUACGCCAUCGAGCGAUGCAUGGACGCACGGUCGAUUGGAAUCGUUGUGGCGACCCUGUCCACCAAGGGCUACCUGGAGAUAGUGUCGCGUGUGCAGCGGCUAGCCAAGGCACGGGGCGUCCGUACCUACCUCAUCUCGAUCGGGAAGGUCAAUCCGGAAAAGCUGGCCAACUUCAUCGACAUCGACUGUUUCGUGCUGGUCGGCUGCCCCGAGAACGACGUGUUUACGUCGCGCGAGUUCUUCCGCCCGCUGCUGUCGGUGUUCGAGGCCGAGAUGGGGCUGAACGUGACCUGGAGGGAGAAGCUGCUCGCGUCCUACACGAUCAACUUUGCCGAUCUGCUACCGGACGGGCGGCUGCACUCGGACGUGGAAGAGGUGGCGGCACUGGCCCGGGAGGCAAACGACACGGCCGACGUUAGCCUGGUCACGGGACGGGCGAGACACGUCGCGGUGCGGCAGGAAGAGGAAACUACGGCUGCGAAUGACACGUGCACGGAUGUAGCGCCCAAGGGAAGGAACGAGCUGGCCCAGAUCAGCUCGGCCGACCAGUUCAGUAAUCGAUCGUGGCAGGGAUUGGAGCAGAAGCUGGGCCAGGACGCUCCCGCGCAAGUGCAGGAGGGUCGGUCCGGGAUACCGAUCCGGUACCAAAACGAUCCCAUAGACUAGGAGUGGGUUAGGAGAACGGCCGUUUGCAUCGGACCCGAUUAGAUUCUGUUUGUGGAGUUGGUCUAGGAUAGGUUGUUAAAUAUAAUAAAAGUUUUCUUAUUUUUA